Messenger RNA from Phlebotomus argentipes, 379 nucleotides. Its product is annotated as larval cuticle protein A2B-like. The transcript is spliced from 2 exons. The coding region runs from base 11 to 379 and encodes 122 amino acids. The record is from RefSeq and is a predicted model, not a curated record. NCBI's taxonomy places the organism in Eukaryota, Metazoa, Arthropoda, Insecta, Diptera, Psychodidae. Gene Ontology annotation, cellular component: extracellular matrix.
CAGACGCAGAAUGAAGUUCCUCAUCGUGUUCGCUCUCUUCAUUGCCGCCGGCAUUGUCGCUGAAGCCUGGACGCCGAUCAGCCACACGAUGCGCCACGACGACUUCCAUCCCAUCAAGGAAGACUGGCACAUUCCCAGCUACGAGUACAAGUACGGCGUGAAGGACCCCAAGACAGGCGACCACAAGGAGGCCUGGGAGCACCGCCACCACGACGAGGUGAAGGGCGGCUACUGGCUGCACGACGCCGACGGCACGAAGCGCAUCGUGGAGUACACGUCCGACCCCAAGACCGGCUUCCACGCCAUCGUCAAGACCGAGGGCCACGCCGAGCAUCCGCUGCACUACGGCAUUGGCGGAGGCGCCGGCGGCGGAAACUAA